Molecule: messenger RNA, 531 nt
Organism: Lactuca virosa
Lineage: Eukaryota; Viridiplantae; Streptophyta; Magnoliopsida; Asterales; Asteraceae
Source: the annotation of a GenBank genome assembly
AUGAAUGGAUUCCCCUGCAAACACAACGUAUCAGCUGAUGAUUUCUUCUUCGAUGAGUUAUCGCAGCCAAGACUCACUAACAACACAUUUGGAGCGACUGCCACAUUAGUCACUGUCCAAAAUAUCACCGGCCUAAACACCUUAGGGGUCUCCAUAGCUCGUAUUGACUUUGCUCCAAGGGGCUUGAACCCACCACACUUUCACCCACGAGCCACUGAGAUAGUGUUUGUACUUAAGGGUAUCUUGGAAGUCUCAUUCAUAACCACGGAUAACAAGCUCUACUCCAAGUCCAUCAAGGCUGGUGAAGUCUUCGUAUUCCCUAAAGGGUUGAUCCACUUCCAGAAAAACAAUGGGAAUGUUCCUGCUGCGGCCAUUGCUGCCUUCAAUAGCCAGUUCCCGACCCCCCAAAGGGUGCCAAACGCUUUGUUUGCAUCGUCUCCCAGUGUGCCAAAUCAUGUGUUGGCUAAAGCAUUUCAAAUUGGAACGAAAGAGGUGAAGAAAAUGAAGUCAAGGCUUGCUCCUAACAAGUAA